Messenger RNA from Symbiodinium natans, 1275 nucleotides. Lineage: Eukaryota; Dinophyceae; Suessiales; Symbiodiniaceae. The record is from the annotation of a GenBank genome assembly.
AUGCUGAAAUGCGGCAACUACAACACCUGCAACUGUCGGAAGUUCAAAGGCAGCCAGAAUCCCCCAGCCUGCGACGGCUUUACCUUUAGCACCGGCCAGGCCAAUCCGAGGGACGAUAUCUUCUACGACUGUCGCCUGGUGCCAGACCAAUGCAGGCACACCGAUGGUGUGCUUUGCAACACUUACCGGUAUUGCACCCCCGACCUUUGCCUCAUUGAUGACGUCGACUGCUCGCCGCGGCAUCAGUGCGAGGCACCCGGCAGAUGUGACUCUGCGAAGGGAUUGUGCUUCUGGGACAACCAAGAAGACGGCUACCCCUGCGACGACGGAAUCUUCUACACCCUCAACGACUCAUGCCAAGAGGGCUUUUGCCAGGGCAUCGCAGAUUUCUGCUUGGGGUACAAUGUGUCAUGUGAUCCGCUGAGUUCAUGUCUGACCGGCGGCGAGUGUCAUCCGUCUACAGGCCGCUGUACGUACGACAAGCUGCCAGAUGAGACACCUUGUGAUGACGGGAGGCAGUUCACGGUUCAGGACCAAUGCCAGAACGGCUUGUGCGUAGGCCGUCCACAGGAUCUUUGUGAGCAGUUCGGUGUCGUGUGCGAGGCACCGAAUUGGUGCUACGAUCCAGGCAGAUGCGAUCCCAAGACCGGUUUGUGCAGUGAAGCUACUUUGGCUCCUGGAUAUCGCCCCUGCAACGAUCAAGACCCCACCACAAGCAAUGACUCGUGCAUCGAAGGGGUUUGCAUGGGCAUGCUGGCUGAUGGCUACCAGUAUCAGACCAUUGGAGCUGGCGAAUGUGUGGAUCGUGAGAAUCGGCGCAUGGCCCGCUAUGCAGGGGACGUGAAGGAUCAGCGAGAAUGCGAGAGGAUUUGUACAGGCGAUCCGCAGUGUGCUGGCUAUGCGUACAACUUUCCUCUGUGCAGCAUCUACGGCACAGUCCGCACCACGAUUCCGAUGGAACUACCAUGGUGGUCCUUCCAGGCGGGUACGGAUCCUUUGGGCGUCAUCAUCGAAGACUCGCAGGUGAUGACGGAAGUGCAAAGGAGGUCCAUCUGCCGACGGAAGGGAGUGGUGCCCGAUCGGGUCAUGUCGCCUUCCGAUGUCGAGGUAUCAGCAGACGAGUUCUUUUCACCAGUCAGGAUCGGCAUCUUCUUCCUGGUCAUCCUUGGCUGCUUCUUUGCAUUGCCUCUGACGGACUACAUUUCCAGACUUCUCAAGUGCCGGAAAGAUCCUUUGGAGGAGGUGGCCUCACAGGCGCUUGGUCCGCGGCAGUGA